Messenger RNA from Oppiella nova, 816 nucleotides. The record is from the annotation of a GenBank genome assembly. NCBI's taxonomy places the organism in Eukaryota, Metazoa, Arthropoda, Arachnida, Sarcoptiformes, Oppiidae.
AUGAAGAUGAUAGAGAGGACAUCCUCUACAGUCCAUUAUAUUCUUCAUCAGUAUUGGAUCGACUUCCAGGAUCCAAGAACUAAAGACUUCUUUCUGGUGGACAUCUCUCCAUUUACUUUUGCAAUGAUUAUGGCAUCGUAUGUAUUGUUUGUCAAAUGGAUUGGACCUAAUCUCAUGAAAAACAGGGAGCCCAUGGACUUGCGUUUAGUGAUGUUUGUCUACAAUACAGCAAUGGUUAUAAUAAACACCUACUUCUUCGUGAUGGUUGUGCUGCACUGCGAUUAUGGCAAACGCUUUAUAGAUUUCAAAUACCCGGAUAGAAAAGAUAACUCCCCCAGAGCGCUGUGGGAGCUGUCGCAGGGCUGGUACUACUUUAUGUCCAAAUUCCUGGACCUCUUCGACACCGUAUUGUUUGUGUUGCGUAAGAAGACAUCUCACAUAACUUUCCUCCAUCUCUAUCACCACACAUGUGUCCCACUGUUUGGGUGGCUAUUCCUGAAACACAACGCCGUUAUGCCGGCCACCGGUCUCUUCGCACUGAUCAACUCAUUCAUUCACAUAAUUAUGUACUCGUAUUACGCGUUGUCAACACUCGGGCCCAACAUAAGGCCAUACUUGUGGUGGAAGCGGUACAUAACUCUGGCACAGUUGGCUCAGUUCGCUUUCGGCAUCUUCUACGGCAUUAUCAUGUUUUUCCUCCAAACGGGUUAUCCCGUCUUCUGGACGUACUUUGGUUUGACUCAACCCUUCUUUUUCUUCUAUUUAUUUUAUGAUUUCUAUAGAAAUUCCUAUUCAUCUAAAACUAAACAAAAUUAA